This is a messenger RNA of Rana temporaria (common frog), 2114 nucleotides long. RefSeq names its product zinc finger protein 883-like. Gene Ontology annotation, cellular component: nucleus. Gene Ontology annotation, biological process: regulation of transcription by RNA polymerase II. Bases 53 to 2104 code for a protein of 683 amino acids. The record is from RefSeq and is a predicted model, not a curated record. Lineage: Eukaryota; Metazoa; Chordata; Amphibia; Anura; Ranidae. Gene Ontology annotation, molecular function: RNA polymerase II cis-regulatory region sequence-specific DNA binding; DNA-binding transcription factor activity, RNA polymerase II-specific. The transcript has a single exon.
UUUACUUUCCAGUUUCAUGGAUCAUUAGCUCAUAGUACGUUGGAGGCAUUUCAUGUUUUCAGAGAUGGAAUCUAAACGUGACAUCAACCCCACCGACAGUAGAGAAGGUCAUAGAGAGACACCAUGUACAAGGACUGGGCGGCCUACCGGGAAAGUAUAUGAUGUGGUCACCUCUGGUGCCUUGCAGACCAUUGAUACCGGGGACCGGAUACCAUGUGAAGAUAAUAAUACAGUCUCACAACCUAACCUAUCUAGGAGAAGACAAUCUACGGGUGGACAUGAUUGUUUGGCAAUCCGUAUUAAAAACGAAGCCCCUUUAAACAAGAAGUGUCCGACAGACCCGGCUACUUCUACAGCAGCUGAACCAAGCUCUGUUCUCAUUAAAAAAGAGCCUGAUUGGGGCGAGAAGGAGGAUUUCACCUGUCCGGCACAAUCUUCCCAGCUCGAUUUUGACUCUGUUCACAUUAAAGAAGAAACGUUGUCUUCUGAUGAAGAUGGUCUAGGGAAUAUUAUGACUUUUAUAGUUCCAGAUGGUUCCGUUCCUCAAUUCCUGCAGAAACUUGCUACCAACCGGGCUUCACAAGGAGGGUUCAUUUGCUUGCAGUGUAACAAGCAUUAUUCCAACGAAGCCAAUCUUCUAGAUCAUCGGAAGAGUCACAAAGGGGCAGACGUGGAGCCACCUGUAGAUGGUCUAAAUGACAAAGGAAAGGCUGUAUGUACUUACUUGGGUUGCCAGAGACACUUUAUAAAUAAGGCAGGUCUUAAGACUCACCAGAAGAGUCAUAAAAAAGCGAACGCGCCCUUAAAUCUAACCCUAGAAAGUUCUUGCCUAAUCGAUAAACAGAAGUUAGCGGACCUCUUUAUAUGUUCUUAUUCCAAGUGCCAGAAGCUCUUUUUGAGCGGGCAUGAUCUACUGACUCAUCAGGAAUGUCACCAAGGAGAACAUUUAGUGUCACCUCUAGAUGGGACUUGUUCACUGGACCAGAAAAAGUCAACGAAACUCUUUAUAUGUUCACACUGUGGGAAGUCGUAUAACCAUAUAUCACUUUUUAAGGUGCACCUGAGGGUUCACACUGGAGACAAACCAUUUUCCUGCAGUGACUGUGGCAAAUGUUUCACCCGCAAAUCAGAGCUGAUUGCCCAUCAAAGGAUUCAUACAGGGGAGAAGCCCUAUGCUUGUUCGGUGUGCAGCAAGAGAUUCACCAACCAAUCCGGGGUGAUUGCACAUGAGAGAAUCCACACAGGCGAGAAACCCUUCGCCUGUACCGACUGCGGGAAACAUUUUACAGAUCGGUCUGGGCUUUACACGCACAAACGGGUCCACACCGGGGAGCGCCCCUUUGAAUGUUCGGAUUGCGGCAAGCGCUUUCAGACUCGAUCACUUUUGAUCACCCAUCAGCGAACUCAUACGGGGGAGACCCCGUUCCCAUGCCUAGAGUGCGGGAAAAGCUUUGCAAGGAGCUCUGUCCUUUCGGCGCACCAAAGGACGCACACACAAGAGAAGCCGCACGUCUGUAAAGCGUGCGGGAAGAGGUUCGCCAGCAACACCAACUUGGAGACCCACCAAAGAAUCCACUCUGGCGAGAAGCCGUUCGCUUGCCCCGACUGCGGGAAACGUUUUUCAGACCGUUCGUGCUUCUCUGUGCACAAGCGGGUUCACACCGGCAUCCAGCCUUACACUUGUGCCCAGUGUGGAAAGAGUUUCCCAAGUCGCUCGCACCUCAUCCGGCACGAGCGGAUUCACACGGGAGAGAAACCAUUUUCAUGCCCCGUGUGCUCAAAGAGCUUCAACUGUAAAACCAGUUUGGUGGGCCACCAGCUUAUUCAUACAGGGGAGAAACCUUUCUCUUGCCCGGACUGUGGCAAAUGUUUUCGGGGACGGUCGGCUGUCAUCACCCAUAGGAGGAUUCACACGGGUGAAAAACCCUUUACCUGUUCAGAGUGUGGGAAGUGCUUCUCUGACCAGUCAGGUCUUAUCACACAUCGGAAGAUUCAUCGUGGCAAUAAGCAGUACGAGUGCCCGGACUGCGGGAAAUGCUUUGUGCUGAAGCACUACCUGACUCGCCAUUUAACAACGCACGCGGUUAGAGUCCCUGUUACGUGACUUCAAGUUA